UAUGUCGAACGAUAACCCAGAUGGUCAACCAUUGGAUUUUGAGUACUAUGAGACCAAUUAUCCAUAUUUGAAUGUUAAAAAGAAUCUACUGAAUAAUACAUUGUCUAAAUGGAGAAGGGCUAUCGCUCCAUAUAACCCAUUUGCUAUGCAACAAAUUCCUAAUUAGAAGCGUAUGGGUAUGGGAAUUAGAAAUGGAAAUGGAUUCUAUUUUCCAGAUCCUUACCCUAAUAGAGUAAAUUGGAGUGUAUUCUUCCCAACUCACUAUGAUCCUUUGAGUGAAUAACACUUUGGCAAUCAUGGAUGGCAAACAAGAAAGUAAUUAGAAAUCCUAUUUGAAAUAGAGAUGCUCCUAUGUUUACAGCAUUGGCAAUUAGAGCUUAAGCACUUCCAAGAGGUUGUGUUAGAUAGAUUGAAUAAUUUAAACGAUGUUAGAGUGUGAAUGGAGUAACUAAAUGUUAAGAAGAAGCUGAUAAUAUAAUAUCAAUUUGUCCAAAAUGGGCUUUGGAAGGAUUAAAAGAAAAGAAGAAGCAACUUGAUAAGAUUGAGGCUAUCUAAACAUAAUAAUAUCGUUCUGUAUUAGAGGUCUCUCCAUAUAAUAAAGUAUUAGAUAUUCAUUGAAAUUUAAGGGUAGAACUGUAAAAGAUGUUUCAGACAAGACUUGGGCUGAUGGACAUAGAGAGAAACUUAGACCAGAUACAAUGUGGGCUGAUGAAAGAUACACUAAUAUUACUCAAGCUGAGAUCAAUGAAGCCAAAAAACGUGUUGCUGCUAGGGAUUAAGCAAGUGGAAGGUAUUUUAUUGAUUUUGAAUGAUUUAGAGUUAAAGAAGCAGUUUAUCCAGUACAUCAUCCAGAUCUUACAAGUUCUCAUCAGAGCGAAGAUAAACCUCUAUAUCCAUGAU
Messenger RNA from Paramecium pentaurelia, 900 nucleotides. The record is from the annotation of a GenBank genome assembly. Lineage: Eukaryota; Ciliophora; Oligohymenophorea; Peniculida; Parameciidae.